This is a messenger RNA of Acanthaster planci (crown-of-thorns starfish), 5334 nucleotides long. RefSeq names its product PAN2-PAN3 deadenylation complex subunit pan3-like. Gene Ontology annotation, biological process: nuclear-transcribed mRNA poly(A) tail shortening; mRNA processing. Gene Ontology annotation, molecular function: poly(A) binding; metal ion binding. Gene Ontology annotation, cellular component: P-body; PAN complex. The record is from RefSeq and is a predicted model, not a curated record. NCBI's taxonomy places the organism in Eukaryota, Metazoa, Echinodermata, Asteroidea, Valvatida, Acanthasteridae.
GCAUUACGUGCCUCUUACACAUCACAGUGCUCACUGUCUGUGCUCACGUUCUUACUCACUGAAUGACUCACUGAAGAAUAGACUUCUUGACACAAGCUGAAGGAUUGCUAGUAAUACGUCUUUGGCCAAUUACCCCAGUCCUGUUUAGUGUGCAGGCGUGAUCAUGCAGGUGCAACAGAAGAUCACCAUGCAUGCCUUGUGAAGAGAUGUACAUGUACGUACAUGUGAUGCUGCAUUCCAUGUAAGCCCACACGCAUCCCGUUUUACCAAAUGUACAUGCCAUAUGUACAUGUACUGUAUGUGCUGUGCGUGAGUUUAUCAUAAAUUGUGGGUCUGCAGCAAUCGUACACAGACAUUUUGUCCAGUUUACAACCAUGGAUUUGCAUGUGCUACGACAGUAUGUUGUUGCCGAUCCACACAUGGCACCUGACCAUUUCUUCACGGCUCCAUUUGAAAUGGACAAUGACAACUUUGGAGGAUCCACAAGCAAGUUCCAGCAUUUCAUGCAGAGGUCUCAUUCAGUGGGCACUGGCUUGUCUCACUACUCUGAGGAAGGUCGACACCAUGAGGAUGAGGGACGGAGAUCCAUGUUUGGCCAAAUGUCCCCGCAAGGUGCCAGUAUUGACACCAAGAUGUCAGCCAAUUUUGGUGGGAUGAAAAUAUCACCUUCCAAUGAUGUGAACUCUAACAUCCAGGGCAUGCAGUUUUAUCCCGGUGCCCGCAAUACGGGCAGCAUCAAGGAGUUCACCCCUCGCGCCAAUGCCAAUCCAAGCACCAACUCAGCCGAGUUCCUGCCCAAUGUUCGGAAUGCUGACUUCAAGCAGGGCGGUACCCAAGCCAACGAUCUUAUCUCUAAGAUCCCAGAAUUUGUGCCAAGGUCCCUAGCCCAGCCGGGCAAUGGAAUGAUGAAUGAUACCAGUGGGAUGAGGGGGACAAAUAACAACUCAGCAACACUGGUGCCCCAUAGCUCUGGUGGCAUGAAUGACCACUACAAUUCAGGUUCCCUUUCAGCUGGUGCCUCACCUCAUCAAUCCCCCGGCAACUCUCCAUCCAUGAGAAGGAAAGGUCAGCCCCCUCCCCUGGACAUCAGCGCAGCUCAGGCUAACUUCCCCGGUGCCAUGGUGCAGGAGAACAUUGGUGGCACCACAUACUUCUACACAGAGGACCAGGUCCAUCCUGCCAUGCCAAGAGCUGUGUAUCCCAACUUCCAUGUCUACCAGUCCAUGCCUGCCCACGUGGCUUACAUGAAGCCCAAACCCAAUGCUCCAUCAUUCUUCGUUGGCGAGGAAUUGAAGAUAGAUAUAUACAACAGGCAGGCAGUGUCUAUGGCACAGGUGGACCCAACUGAGAACCCAGACAUUCCACAGGAAGUAGACAAGUAUCACACUCUGUUCCCACUGGAACCGCCCCCUAAGAGCCCCAUGGAGAAAUCAAGUACUUUUGGCUACACCACCACGUGCUACAAAGCCAUCAACAAAAAGGACAAUAAGCUCUACUGCCUCCGGAGAAUACACGGUUUCAGAAUGACCAACACACAAUGGAUGGUCCUUGUUGACAAGUGGAAGAAACUGCAGCAUUCCAACAUCGUCACUCUGCGUGAAGUCUUCAGCACUAAAGCCUUUGGAGAACAUUCCACGGUGUUUGUCCAUGAUUUUCACCCCACUGCCUUGACACUGAUGAACAGACACUUCACAGGCCCAGGAGCUCAUGCCAGUAAUGGCUUUAGUGGGGGAGGGAAUGCCUUUGGUAAGGGGCAGCACCCCAAGGGUGGCUUCAUGGACCAUCAGGGCCCACACCAUACAGGUAUGAAUGGUCCCCAGCAACGCACUGGUCUCCUGCCAGAGAGUCUGAUCUGGACGUACAUCGUCCAGCUGUCCUCGGCCCUGCGUACCAUCCAUGCUGCUGGCUUGGCCUGCCGUGUGAUGGACCCCACUAAGAUUUUGGUCACUGGCAAAUCCAGAUUACGUGUCAACUGCGUCGGCAUCUUUGACGUCUUGACCUUUGAUGGUGGCAACAACCCUUUGGCUAUGAUAUCUCACUACCAGCAAGAGGACCUAGUAUCUCUUGGUAAGGUGGUGCUAGUGUUGGCCUGUAACUCAGUGCAGAGCAUCCAGAGACAGCACAUACCAGCUUCCUUGGAUCUGGUCGCUCACAACUUCUCCAGCGAUCUCAAGAAUCUCAUCCUGUAUCUUUUGACUACUCAGCCCAGGCCUCGGUCCGUCAAUGACAUCAUGCCCAUGAUUGGGGCCAGGUUCUACACCCAGUUGGACGCUGCACAGAUGCGAGGGGAUGUGCUGGAGGAAGAGGUUGCCAAGGAGGUGGUCAAUGGGCGACACUUCCGCCUUCUGUGCAAGCUGGGGGUCAUGAAUGAGAGGCCCGAGUUUAAUGGUGAUCCCACUUGGUCAGAGACUGGCGACCGUUACCUGUUGAAGCUGUACAGGGAUUACCUCUUCCACCAAGUCACAUCUGAUAGCACACCUUGGAUUGACAUGGCACAUAUCGUGCAGUCACUGAACAAGUUGGAUGCUGGGGUGCCAGAGAAAGUGACACUGAUGUCACGUGAUGAGCAGAACAUCCUAGUGGUGUCGUACACCGACCUGAAACGCUGCUUCGAGACCACCUUUGAGGAGAUUCAGCAAAGUCAGAGUGCUCCCAUUGAGGAGGUGCCGCAGUAGGAACCUGCCUGGAUCAUGGCUACAAGCCAAGGUCAGGUAGGCCGGAUGGCUUGUCUGUGUGCUUCCUUAUGGGAAAAAACCUCCAUAGUGGAAGCUUUGCUCCUCUUUCCAUGAUUCCUAUGGAAAUCAGCAUAGCACAGUGCACGGGAAAUUUUUCGGGGAAAAAGUUGUUUUCCCUUAAACUCUUACAGUGUGAACAACACAUACGUGGAUCCAUGUGAGAGGAAAUCCUUGUACAGAUACAGAAUUUUACUUCAGGUGGAUCAAGAAUUUCUGAAAGGAUGCUCCUUUGAAGUAUUUGCACAAAACAAACAAACUGUUGGAUUUUACAUGGAUGGCAGAAUAGGGAUCAUAUGUGUUUCGGCAUCUCCUUUGAUAGACACUGAGAACAGUGUUGGAAAAUAUACUGCCAGGAAUUUGUGCAAGAUCUGCUGAAUUUCUUUCUAGGCCCUGGAAAUGUAUUUUGACUGUCAGUGCAGAAAUAUAAUUCCAGCUUUGGUUGGCAUGGCUAAUGAGGACUUGAUUGGUAACUCACUGGACUGUGGAUGUCAUUCAGACCCGUGUUAAGAAUUUGUACAACUUCACUUCCACCAAAAGGAUGCCCGGGAAAGAGCGAAAGAGUGGUUUAAGCACCUGUAUAUUGGCCGCAUCUUCUGGGACUUUUUAUGAGUUUUAUCAAUUAAUUUUUAAAGGCCUUGGCCCACAUUUUUCCAUUUGCUGCUGAGAUAACAUAUUGUAAGAUACUAGGAAAUAUGAAAUUUUGCGUUAUUUGUAAUUAAGCGUAAUCUGAGGAGAUAUUGAAAUCCCGCCUUCUUGUAUUUUACUACAUUCAAGCAAAUUUUUUUUUUGUUUCCCACAAAGAAGAGAUUUGCUUGAAACAAUUAACUGGGGCAGGCUACGUCCCCAAAGAGUUUUGUAUGUUAAAUACCAUGCCUGGUGGAGAGAUCUUAACAGAUUUUGACUGCAAUCUUGGACUGGAUUUAAGUAUGAACGAAAAAGGAAGAAAGUGCUCUCUGUGUUGGACAAAGUAAGGAACGAUGGCAUGUUGUUUUUGUUAAGUGCCUACCGGUUGACUUGUACAGCAGGCUUGUAUAGAAAGGAGCACAGAGUGGAGACAGCAGUGAACAUUGGAGUAUGCUGUUGCCACUCUUGAGUCAAUCCACUGCCUCAACAGUGGGUACUAUCAAGGAAUUAUUGCAAAACUGGUAGCAGUAAGCCGCAGGAAUUUUCAGUGGAUCAAACGCAUUUGUGAUAUAUGUGAAAACAGAGUGAAAUAUUGUGCAUCUGCAACAUGUUAGAAGUGUCCUGAUCUUGACUGGAGACACGCGGGAGUUCAGGAUAUUCUGCACGGAUGCUUAACUGAGGAAUGUUGUAAGCUACAUGUACAUGAAACAUGGACUAGUGCAAAAACCAAGGAGAAUCGUAAACCGUAAGGCAAAAAUUCCAGAGAAGAGAUUGCAGUGUUUAACAGGAAAGUUUGAUGACUUUUAAAGUUGUGACAUUUAGGAUCACCUGGUUUUGUUCUUCCUACCCUCUUAUGUGGACUUCUUAAAGUGACGAGAGCUUUGGGUAAGAAACCUGUGCUGGUGAAUCGCUGGUGCUAUACAACAUCAGUGACUGCAAUGCUGCAGGUAUUUUUGGAGGGUGCAGAGUGGCACUGUUGCAUUUGUUUGCCGAUACAGAGUGUUGGAGAGCUGACCAGUUUCAUCACUCGCAUCCUUUGGGAAGUGAUGACUUUCAAGAAGGAGGUUUUACUAUGGAGAUCAGAGAGUUCAAAAGAAAAGGACUGGCUUGUAUACUGAAUGUAACCAAGUGUUUAUCUGCAGAUUGCACAGCAUAAUGAUUUUCCUGAUCAAAUUUGAUCAACACGUCUAAGACAUUGUAAACCUAUCCAGUGUCCCGAAUGAAAUAUGUCUGCUCUCCACAAAGCUACUCUUGAAGCAAGAAACAGCCAUCAGAGAGACUCAGAAGUGUAAAUAAACUUUUUAAGAGGAAAGUGCCGUACUACUGAAGUACUGACUGUGCAUUUGCAAAACGCUUUUAAGUAAAUAAAAAUUUAAAAACACAGAUGUUGAAAGUGCCGCAGUACCAAGGAAUUCAUAGUACUGAACCUGUACAAAAAGAAAAUGAUAGUUUUGGUUUUUAAAAGUAAUAUUUUUAAAAGAGGAGCCUUUCGUGUAAAUGGGAAUUUCUUAAAUUGAAGCAACUGCUUUUCUUUCCGCCCUGUGUGGAAAUUUGUAAAGACCCAGCCAUGUGCUUUUGUGGUGGAAUGGGAAUUAGAAUUUGGUUGAAAGGGCGCAAAUCAUCUGAAUGUGGUGCAAUACCAUUAUUCUACGUCAAAAUAAAUUCUCUGUCACAAGUCGCAUAUCUCGGCAUACUGGAUACAAGCUUUACCAAGUUCCCCUUAACUAUAAAGCAUGUCUUUGCUCAGUGGUUUGUCUGAUAUUGGCGCAUACCAGUAAAUUAAUGGAUCAGUGUACAGUUUCAACAUGAAGCAUUCAUCUAACUUUCUGCCGGGGAGCCCGGUUUCAGGCACCAUGUGUUUAUACGCGUGGUCAGGUCUCCGAAAUCGUACAAAGGAAAUUGGGCCUUGUAACAAAAGACCAUUCUCAGAACAAAAGACCAGGCUUCUGGGCAUUACCAACAUUUUUUCACUCUC